Cornus florida is the source of this 1204-nucleotide messenger RNA. RefSeq lists its product as uncharacterized. Gene Ontology annotation, cellular component: EMC complex; membrane. NCBI's taxonomy places the organism in Eukaryota, Viridiplantae, Streptophyta, Magnoliopsida, Cornales, Cornaceae. Bases 115 to 855 code for a protein of 246 amino acids. The record is from RefSeq and is a predicted model, not a curated record. The transcript has 8 exons. Gene Ontology annotation, biological process: protein folding in endoplasmic reticulum.
UAGUUUCCUUCUCUCAAAACGACAAGGACCAGAAAACACAAAUAGCGAGUGGAUCAAACGAACCACUUUGACAAUUUUCAGAGAGAGGAGAGAGAGAAUUGGAGGUCUGAUCCAAUGGCGGAUGAUUUGGUGUUGGACACAGCGAUCAGAGAUUGGGUACUGAUACCACUGUCGGUGGUGAUGGUUCUCAUCGGAGUCCUUCGCUACUUCGUCGCUAAGCUCAUGCGUUCUUCUCAGACACCCGACGCCAAAAUUGUCAAAGAAGGGCAAAUCAUAGUUAGGGCUAGGAAUUUACGGGCCUCUGCGAAUUUCAUCCCUCCAAAGUCGUUUCGUGCUCGAAGGGUUUAUUUCAGCAAUGAGGAAAAUGGGUUACUAUAUGUUCCCAAGGGCCAGGCUAGUAAUCCGCAGGCACAAAUGUUCUCUGAUCCAAACAUGGCUAUGGAUAUGAUGAAGAAAAACCUUUCAAUGAUCAUACCCCAGACUCUUACUUUCGCAUGGGUUAACUUUUUCUUCUCUGGAUUUGUGGCAGCCAAGAUACCUUUUCCUCUGACUCAGAGGUUUAGGUCAAUGUUACAAAAUGGUAUUGACUUGAGCACCGUGGAUGUUAGCUAUGUCAGUAGUCGCUCAUGGUAUUUCCUGAAUCUAUUUGGACUAAGAGGUUUAUUUAGUCUCAUUUUCGGAGAAGAAAAUGCCACAGAUGAUACACAACGUAUGAUGCAAAUGAGUGGAUUUGGCGUUGAUCCUACCAAGGGUUUGAGCGCCGAGAAAGAUGGUCUUGACAUAUUUCAGCAUGAAUGGGCUUUACCAAAAUUUGAGCAGCGAGCUGAAGCUGUACUAAGGAAACUCGUCAAAUAAUCGAUGAUAUAAUAGCAUUUAACUUCCCACCGAGUGAGAUUAUGCGCUUCGUUGUUCAGUAACAUUUUCUACGUUUCUGGUGAAACUCUCCUGCCAGAAAUGAAGUUGAAUUACUUUCAGCCCCAUGUUGUGGAUCUCAGCUCAGAUGCAUUCUCUCCGUUGCGGAAUUAAUUUUCCACAGCGCUGGCUGUAAUAACUUAUACAAAGUGGCUUCACAUUUUAAAAUUUAUAUGCAGAUAAUAGCAGCUUUGAAACACAAGGAUUUGCUAGCUGAUUUUGGUGUCGGAUUUUGUUUGAAACAUAUUAUGUAAUGUUGGAUUGAUAUCAAUUUCUUUUCCUUUUAGGACUA